AUGCGCCCCGCGCCGCUGCUCGGGCUCCUGCUCUGGGCGCCGCUGCUCUGGGCGCCGCCGGUGCGCGGCUUCCGCCACGGCGUCCACUGGAACGGCAGCAACCCCAGCCUGCGGCGGGAGGGCUACACGGUGCAGGUGAACGUCAACGACUACCUGGACAUCUACUGCCCUCACUACAACGCCUCGGUGCCCGAGCACCGGCUGGAGCAGUACGUGCUCUACAUGGUGAACGCGGAGGGCUACCGCACCUGCAACACUAGCCAGGGCUUCAAGCGCUGGGAGUGCAACCGGCCCCACGCGCCCCACAGCCCCAUCAAGUUCUCGGAGAAGUUCCAGCGCUACAGCGCCUUCUCGCUGGGCUACGAGUUCCGUGCGGGGCAGGAGUACUACUACAUCUCCACGCCGACACACAACCACCGCCGGGCCUGCCUGAAGAUGAAGGUGUUUGUCUGCUGCGCCUCCACGUCGCACUCCGGGGAGAAGCUGGCGCCCACCCUGCCCCAGUUCACCCUGCGGCCCGAGGUGAAGAUCGAGGACCUGGAAAACUUCAACCCGGAGAUGCCGAAGCUGGAGAAGAGCAUCAGCGGCACCAGCCCCAAGCGGGAACAUUUGCCCCUGGCCGUGGCCGCCGCGCUCUUCCUCAUGACGCUCUUGGCCUCGUAGCUCCCGGAGCCCGCGGGGGCCCGGCCAGCGCCGCUCUGCCGAGCGCGGCCCCCUCGAUCCGCUGCCCCUCGUAAGAGCCAGCGGGGAAGCACGGCGAGACCAGCAGCCCUGCCCGGAGAGAGGCAGGGAUCGCGGCACGCACCGAUCCGGCCGGACCGGCACCUCCGCAGGGAUGCGGCUCCUCCCGGGCAGCGCGGGGUCCUGCCCGCAGCCUCCCCGUGGCUGCUCCGUGCCUGGGGGGCAGCGCCGAGCCCGAUGAGAGCAGGGACCCCCGGGGCCGGGCAGUCUGUACAUACCCAUAUAGAUCUAUACAUACUGUACAGAGAGCGACUACAGAGAUAUUAUAUCUAUACUGUACCAUAGGCAGCGGCGCCGGCCCCGGGCUGGCUUGUACAUAGUCGAACGUGUUGGAUUUUCCUCGUCUUCCGUGAAGACCCGACCUAUGCAAACGCACAGACACUUUUUGGGGAAAAACAAAACAAAACAAACAAAAAAAAAACAUUCUCGAUCUUUUUUUCAAGUGCUUUGGCUGGUGAUUUUCAUAUUCUGCUCUUAGUCUAUAAAAAAAAUUAAUAAAAGGAUAAAAAAAGGGA
This is a messenger RNA of Agelaius phoeniceus (red-winged blackbird), 1256 nucleotides long. The record is from RefSeq and is a predicted model, not a curated record. NCBI's taxonomy places the organism in Eukaryota, Metazoa, Chordata, Aves, Passeriformes, Icteridae.